AUGGCCGUCCCCGUCCGCCGCCGCCGCUACCACUGGCCCGAACUCCAGCUCAACAUCUGGAUCAUGAUCGUGUUCUCGGCGUCCGCGAUCUGCCUCGGCGUCUUUGCCUGGUUCAUGGCCGUGCAGACCGAGCUGAAGCUCGGCAUACCAUGGUACUUACCCAACCCCAAGCUUAAGAAGCUUUAUACUGACGGAAUACGCGGCAGGCUCUUCCCGUUCAUGGUCGUCUCCGGCGCCCUGGGCGUCUUCUUCAUCGUGCUCAUCCUCUUUCUGGCGGCGAAGCGCUUCCUCCUGCCGGGCAUCAUCAUCGUCGGCAGCUUCAUCCUGUUCGUGCUGUGGCUGACGGGGCUGAUCGAGACCUCGCUGCAGUUGUUUGGCGUUGUCGGGAACGUCGACGAUAACUGCCAGAUCUACGUAAGACUAUCUGUAUGUGCGGCGCAUUGCCCUAUCCUCCUCCCCCUGGCUGUGUCUGGAUUGUGCUGA
This is a messenger RNA of Aspergillus terreus NIH2624, 483 nucleotides long. RefSeq lists its product as uncharacterized. Lineage: Eukaryota; Fungi; Ascomycota; Eurotiomycetes; Eurotiales; Aspergillaceae. The record is from RefSeq and is a predicted model, not a curated record. The transcript has 2 exons. Bases 1 to 483 code for a protein of 160 amino acids.